GCAGCUGCGUCGGGAGAGGAUGCAAGCCUUGGAGGCUGGUGAUGAGACGGCGAGUCUCAGCUUCCCGGGUGCCGAGAAAGAGCGGGAAGCAGCCAGGAAGAAGCAGGCAGCCAAGGAGGCUGAGCUUGCGGAAGCAGGCAAGGAGCUGCCCUUGGAGAGGCCCAGCAUCGAGAAAAGGCUUUUUGGCGAGGGCGGCCACCGCCCAGCCAAGGUCGCACGUACGGACGACAGGCGCAGUGGGGGUGAUCGAGAUAGAGAGAGGCUGGGCGACCAACCAAGACACCGUUCUUCGUUGGGUGCCCGUGAUGAGCGGGGCCGUGACCAGCGCUUGGAGCGAGAAAGGGACAGAUAUCCAGACCGUUAUCCAGAACGGGAUGCAUACGGCUCCCAACAACGAGCUCCGGACAGAAGCAGACACAGUGGGUCCAACUCACGAAGCCAUGCCUCGACUGGAAGCCAAAUACCUGGCAGCCAACCCAGGCAUGACCGAAGCUACGGAGCUGAUCGAGCCGCAGCUCGCAGCUACGAUGUGCAGUCCGGAACAAGAAGGGAUCCCCCAAACGCACCCAGCCGGGAGCUGUCGGAUAGAGAGGCAGCUCGUAGGCGCGAGGCGCCGCAGACCGCUUACCGCCGGGAUGCCAAUACGGCUGCCCACGGAAAGCCGCCAAGCACAGCACAGACCAGCCGGGACCGGGAGGGUACACGGACGUCAAGUGGCACCCAGAACCGCGACACGCGGAAUGCGGCAGCCAUACCCAGUGCAGGUAAGGGCGGGGCUGCAAGCCAUGGCAGAGGCACUGGAAAAGGGUCCUGGCGCCAGAAGGACUUGGACCCGCUGGAUGCCUUCAUGGCUGGCAUGGAGAGACAUGGGGAAGCCUUUGCCACGGGCGAUGUCCCAGCCGAGCCCCUGCGGCCACCGCAGCCACCACCUGCGCCACCGAG
Molecule: messenger RNA, 942 nt
Organism: Symbiodinium pilosum
Lineage: Eukaryota; Dinophyceae; Suessiales; Symbiodiniaceae
Source: the annotation of a GenBank genome assembly